UAUGUCUUCUGAAAAUAAGGAAAUAAUUGAGGAUAAAAUUUACAAAUAACAAACUCAUAUAGAUUAAUUAGCAAGGAAAUCUUUUAUUAUGAGAAAGAUAGAAUAGCCAAAAGAUGAACAAGAAUUGUAAUUGCUUAAAAGAAUUGAAAAGUAUUUAUGACCUUUUUAGAAAGGGCACGCUAGGAAAGAGAAGAAACAAAAAUUAUUCAAUCUAGGUCGAUUUCAUCUCCUUAAUUUUGGUAGGUCUUCAUGAAAAGACACUAUGAUUUAGGUGCUUGGCUUUUAUUGGAUGUUACAACUAAUUUUGCAUUGUAAUAAUAUUAUCUUAAAAUUGAUUAGAUAUUUCUUUGACACUAUAAGAGUCAGAACAUAAGCAUAUAAUAAAUAUAUGGAUAUAUCUCAUUUCAAUUAAAAUAAUGUCAAAAAUCUUCCUAUAUAUUCUGGGCUUCAUUAUAAAUUAUCUUAUAUAAUUCUAAGUGAUAUUUUGAGAAGUUUUACUAAUUAGGUUAGAUAUCAAUUAUUUAUGGAUCCCUCUUCUUAAUUUUCUGUAAUUUAUUAUUACUAUUAUUUUAGAACUACAAUUAAUUAACUAAAAUAUUGAUACAUGGAUUAAUUGCAGAAACUACCAUCACAACAUUAUUAUUACCAAUAGAAAUAAGAAAGAUGAUAGUUUAAAUGGGUUCUUUUGAUGCAAACUUGAAUCAUUACAUAAAAUCUUAUAUGAGAUGCUAUUUCCCAGCUUUAAUUAGAGAUUCUCUAUUUUUUGUAAGUCACUCACUUACAUAUAAUUUACUUAUGUAUGGAGAUCAUUAUGUAACUGCACUAUUCAGAUCUGGUGAAUUUACUCCACCACCUGUAAUAAUAAUUUAUCAUAUAUGUUUAUAGACUAUUUUGAGAGGUGAAAGAGAAAGGAAGUUUACUUGCAUAUUAGGAUCUUUAGGAUUGUCCAUUUUACUCACAAAUCCAUUUGAUGUCUUAGUCACUAAAUUGGCUACUUAAAGAAAUGUAUUGAUUUAUUAUAAAAUUUAGGAAGCAUACACUAAUCCAUUCUAAGCAUUCAAAUUCAUAACUUCUUAGGAAGGAUGGUCUAAGCUUAUUGCCAGUGCCAUAUCUUAAAGAAUUGGUUUCUACUUCCUAAAAGGACUAGUGUUCUUUAGUUAUUAGGAUCGUGUAUAUUCUAUGUUCCAUGAUGCAUUUAAUUAUGAGUGACU
Paramecium pentaurelia is the source of this 1211-nucleotide messenger RNA. NCBI's taxonomy places the organism in Eukaryota, Ciliophora, Oligohymenophorea, Peniculida, Parameciidae. The record is from the annotation of a GenBank genome assembly.